This is a messenger RNA of Rhizophagus irregularis DAOM 181602=DAOM 197198, 1005 nucleotides long. RefSeq lists its product as uncharacterized. The record is from RefSeq and is a predicted model, not a curated record. NCBI's taxonomy places the organism in Eukaryota, Fungi, Glomeromycota, Glomeromycetes, Glomerales, Glomeraceae.
AAAAAAAAAAAAUAUUUUUUUUUCUCCUCUCGAUAUAAUUUUUAUCGAUAAUACUACUUAUAAAGAUGUCUAAUAUUGCUGAAAUUCUUGAACAAAAUCAAAUUGAUAAUGAUAAUAAUAAUAAAAGUUUACGACUAGAAGCGCUUAAUAUACAAGCGUGGGCAGGAAUAUUUUACAUAUUAAUUUGGAAUCCAAUAUGGACUAUAUUAUGUUUUAUAUGGGUAUUGAUUACAUGUCUAUUAAGUAUAAUUACGUUAGUUUUCCCGCCUUUAGGAUUUAUAGUUUGUAUUGGAACCGUUAUUUCUUGGAGAACCUUGGCGAGAGUUGAACUAUUAACGACAACGUUUAGUUCAAAUCCUAAACAUUUUCAUAACGAUACAGUCCCGCAAAUAACUCGUCGUAUGGCGCUUCCACUUUUAACUCGUAUAUCAGAAACUCAAGGAGGUCCUUUUACGGCUCCUCACACUAAUUUUUGUCAAAAAACAAAAGAAUUUUGUUUUAAUGAAUAUACAUUAAAUUGUGCUAUUUAUUUUUUGGGAAGAAAACCGUUAUCAAUGAUUUAUUAUUUUAUUAAAUAUCUUUUGCUUUUGGUGUUUAGUUUCUUUCCUUUAACAGUAUGUAUUUUACCUCAUAUGUGUAAAUCUUCUAGAAUUACUGGUGCUGCUGAAGUUUAUUAUUCUAGACGUUGGUUGUUACCCGGUUGGGUUAAACCUCAAAGAGAUCAAAAUCAACAACAGAAUAUGGCGAUGGUGGCGUAAUUUUCUUUUUUUUUUAUAUAUAUUUUCUUUCGCUUCAUUUACCUGUAUUAUUAUUCAAUUAAAUAUGUAAUUAGCUUGUAUAAUAUUUUUGAAAGUACAAUAUAAUUUUUAUUAGUAACAUUUUAUUUAAGAUUUUCGCUUUUUUACGAAAUUGGAAAAUAAAAUAAUUUCAGUUUCUAUAAUUUCUAUUGAAUAUUUUUUUUAAAAAUAAUAUUCCAUCGAAAAAAUAUAUUUUAGCGUAACACCU